UCUCUCUCUCUCUCUCUCUCUCUCUCUCUCUUUCUUUUGCACUCGUGACUCCCCUCUCGACUUGCUGAUCAGCAGCAUGUCUUCUCACACCCCCGCAUCGCCGCCGCCUGCCAUCAACAUCACCUCCCACUCUCGCGCCUCCGCUCAUCUAGCCCCCUCACGUCCUUCAGGCUCUCGCACCGCUUCAUCAUCACGCUCACUCAGUGCUUCCUCCGCCAAUGUCAAAAGCACCAGCACCCAAGAGUCUCGGACCGGAUCUGAGGAAGAGGGGACGACGACGAUGAUGACGAUGAUGAUGAUGCCUCCUCCGCCGAAGAUUCCUGCUUCGAGGCUGUGGGACGCGAGCGAAGCGAAUGUGGUCAGAUCCAGAUCGGGCACUGUGCUCACCAGAGGAUUGGUGCUCAAGGCGGAUGGCGGAGCCAAACGUCCGCGUCUGGAUUUGCACCUGCAAGGCGCACCCAACUUUCGAAGAGCUGAUUGCGACGAAGUGUACGGCUGUGCUCAGCCCACUUCGGCAGGUCUACGAGGCGUGCUGAGCGUUCUCAAUUGUCAACCUGCUGGAAGCUCUUCCUACGCGCGAGGCAGACCGAUCGCAGGUGGUGUAGCUGCCGCACGAUCACGCAGUGCGGAUGUGAAGCGCGACGGCAAGAGGAGCAAUGAGGCGGUGUCGGCUAGUCCUAGACUGGACGCGCUGCCUGAUCAGGCGCGUGCAUUGGAUACGAGCGCAGAACAUCGAGCUGCUUCUGCUGAUCCACGAAUUGCGGAAGCUCAAAGAGCGAGGGAGAGGAGUUCGACGAGGCAGGCGGGUGGAACUGAAGAAGAAGAAAAAGCGCCAACGCGCAAAUGCGUGUGGUUCUGCACCCGAGAGGAACCGAUCAUCUACAUUGCCAAUCGACCAUACGUGCUUCGGGAGCUGGACAGUCCGAUGCAGACGUACAGCAUUUCUCAGAGAGCCGAUAAUCUGGAAGUGAUCGAGUCGAGAUUGAAGCAAGAUCUGCUGAGGGAAGCUUCGAAUUGGGGAGGCCUAGUCUUGGUGCACGAGGAGGAUGAGGAACAGAGAUUGACGCCUUCGUGGGUCGCUAUAGAGCCUGAUACGGUGCACACUGUGAGGGAAGUGUACGAAAAGGCAAAGGCGGAAGGAUGGGCAGUGGAUUAUUAUCGCAUUCCCAUUGCUGCCAGUCAGAGCAUCGAGGAUAAUUACCUCGAUGCGUACGUGCGCAUCCUCAAAGAGCUCGAUCCGCUGCGCACCUCGGUCGUGGCAAAUUGCGGCAUAGGAGCUGUGCGAACGACGAUGGCGAUGGCGACGGCGGUCAUCAUUCGACGCAGACAAAUGAUGGUGCUGCACGGCUACGAUUCGCUGAGCAUCGAGCUGCACAAGUAUGGCUCGCACUCCAACUCGCACGGAUCGACAGCGGAUGGGAGAAGACCUUCGGCGGGUGCCGCCAAUGCCGGACCCCAGGGUAUGGGAGAUGCGCUGGCGAGAGCUUCGGCUCAACACCAGUAUGCGCAGACCCUGCUCAGGCUUAUGCAGCUGCUUGCAAAUACAGUCGGAAGCAGCAGCAGCUUUGACUCGAGGACUAUUCUAGACACUUUGCUAGGCAAUCCUUCCCUAUUUGACGCGUUCCAGAGAGCAUUUAGGGGAGACUACGGCAUCAUCAGGUCGUUGUGUGGGCUGUUGGAGAAGGGCAUCGAGAGCAAACGCGUGGCGGACAUUACGCUGGAUGCGUGCGGCGCAGUCGUCAACCUGCGCGAGCAGAUCUUGACGGAAAGAGUAGCCUUCGCAGUGGCCAAGCAUGAUCCCAAAAAGGCCGACUUGGCGGAUGUCCAAAGAGAUGCGCUUCACGUGCGAGGCGAUCAUGCGGCUGCGCGACUGGGUCGAGCAGUGCGAACGCUGGAGCAGUACGUCUCGCUGGUCGUCUUUGCAGAGUACAGCAGCGGGAGCGAAACUGCUGCGUUCACGCAUCGAUUCAGCACGUACUUGAAAGGGAGACCGGAGGUGUGGCACACGAUCCUCAGGAUCAGAAGCAAAGGAGCCCAGCUUUACCUUUUCGACCCCUUGCAGGAUCUCAGCAUACUUAGCAGACCAGGCGCGGGCUUGCCAAUGUCCAAAAGUCAAAUCAUGGGAGGCAAGUCUGGCCUGCAUCGAGCGGUUGGAGCGGCCACCGGCACGUCUGAACAACCUGGAGACGAGUUUGCCGACCACAUUGUCAGGAGCAGAGCAGGAAUCGUGCUUCGUGCAGGCAUGCUCUUGAAAGAAGAUGUUUGGAGAAAUUUUCUGCAGCGCAAUGUCUUGUUGUCUAGAGCUGCUGCGGGUGUGGGGACCGUGCCUGGAGCAAAUCUGCUUCGCCGAGUACCCGAGACGAACAUCUGGGUGACGGGACAGCCCACUACGCAAGGUAUUGCUGGCAUUCUUCGAGCCAUUGCUUCCCAAGUCGCACCCGAUCGCGAGGCGCGGGCGCGCAGCGCGGUGGCGGUGACGUGGCUCAAUCUGCGAGAGGAACCGCUCUGUCUGAUCAAUGGCAAGCCGGUCGUACUGCGACAGCAGGGGUCUUCCUUGCGAAACGUGAGGGAAUUUGCAGGCAUAUCGUGGGACCGUCUGACGCUGCUGGAAGAUAGACUCAAGACGGACUGUUUGGCCGAGCUAGAACUGGGAGAGGGGAAAAUUUUGCUGCAUCACGAGACGGACGAAGGAGAUGUGGCUCCCCGAUGGGAAGAGACGCGCGCGGAAGACGUGCAGACGCUUCAGGAAGUCAUGGAUAGUGUAGCUGCUCAAUUCGAAAGGGACGAAGCGGGUGCAGUGACGCUGUCCUACAGGCGCAUACCCAUGACGGCCGAAAGACCACCGGAUCUGGCCGACUUUGACGCUAUUGUCAGACUGGUCGUCAAGGCGGAUCGAGAAUGCGAUGCGGCAAUCGUGCUCAAUGACCAGCUUGGUAGAGGAAGGGGCACCCUCGCAGCCGUCAUUGUUCUGCUCAUCAAACGCUGGAUCGAUCGACAUCGCCGAAACGAUGCUUUAGCGAGCUCGACGCGACGAGCAGAUGCGGAUUCGCAGGCGCAGGUGGAUGACGUGUCUGGCUUGCAAGCCAAGGCGCUCAGCUACCACGUCAUCAAUACUCUUUUGCGCAUCGUGCCGCACGGUUUGGAAGUAAAAGCUACGGUAGACGAGUGUGUGGACAUGUGCGCGCAAGGCGGAGCUACGGCAGUGAACCUGCGCGAAGCGAUCGAGCACUCUCGCUUGCAGGCCGAGGAGGCAGGAGAGACGAGCAAAAAGGGUAGAUCCUUGUUGCAGUCUUCCAUCAUCAAUCUGAGACGCUACUAUGAGCUGUGCGUAUUUCAAGCGUACCUGUCCGCUUCCAUUCCGGACACGCUCGACUCGUUGCCCAGCUUUGAGCAUUGGAUCAAGCGACAACCAGUCUUGGAGACGCUUUCCGCCGAAUUUGCAAAGGCGGCCAUGCACACGGUGACGCCACUGCAAAAGUUGGACAACUUUGAGGGAAUGGCGCUUCAGCAAGAAGUGCAGGAUGUCGUCGCGAAUAGGAAUGGCGGUGUACUGUCGGCGUACACGAUGCUCAAGUCGGACAUGUUCCCUGGCUUGGCCAAAAUCGCCCUCUCCCAGAUCGAGGGCAUCCCCAACCUUCGAGGCGUGUCUUUGGUACUGGAUGCUAGCGGGGACACACCACCCCGAACGCCCGUCUCGACGGCCCCAACGGCUGCAGAGCUGAGAACUUGGGGACACGGCAUGCCCUCGAUUGAGGGUCUGCGCAAGGGCCUAGAGCAUAUGGGAGCUGGACCGGGAGGUUCUCAAAGAGUUGUCGCCUCUUCGUUGAGAGAGGAGCCGGUCCUGUUCAUCAAGGGCAGACCUCACGUUCUUCGGCUUGCCGAUCAGCCUUUGACCAAUGUCGAAGCGACGGGCAUCACGGUGAACGUGGUCGAGUCGAUGGAAGCAUCUCUGAAGGAUGACAUUUUGCUAGAGAUUGAAAAGUACAAUGGACGGGUGCUGCUGCACGACGAGCUAGAGCUCGAGGGAGGCAGGUUCGAAAUCGUUCCGCAAUGGUUCAGCGUAUCCCCUUCCGAGGUCUUGACGCCUCGAGAAGUGUACGAGACGGUGGCGGCGGAAGGUUACCGGGUGGAUUAUGCCCGCAUACCCGUUACGGACGAACAGGCUCCCGUACCUGCUGUAUUUUCGGAGCUGGAAAGCCGCGUGCAGUUAGCCCUGCGGACAGACUCUAGUCCGGCUUUCAAUUGCCAGAUGGGCCGAGGACGGACGACUACUGGACUGAUCAUCGCCGUGCUCGUCACGACCGUGAGCCACUAUGCAGAAGAUCUCAUCGCGGCCGAGAGCGGCUCUACAUUCCCCAGCGCACUCUUUGGUCAGGUGUCUGGAGCCGAGGAGGGCAGCGAUUUGCCAUCGCAAGAUGGCGACAAAUUGUCGCUCAUGGAUGGCGCCAAAGAUGCGAUGGACAAUAGGGAGGAUGAGCUUUGGUUGGCUGGAGAGUAUCGAAGCGUGCUCCAGCUCGUCGGCGUCCUUUCGCACGGCAAGAUGGCCAAAAAGCUGACGGAUCGGGCCAUUGACGCGUGCGAUCAGGUGCAAAACCUCCGCAAGGCGGUCUACGACGCCAAGCUGCGUGCUGAGAAUGCCGACGCGGGUACAAUCAAGCAUCGUCAUCUCUCAAAAGUCUACAACAAUUACUUGCAACGCUACGGCUAUCUGAUCGUCUUCGCAUCGUACCUGCUAGACAAGGCGCACUGGGCCAUCGAAGGGGACGAUCAAGACGACGCCAGAUCCGUCGUCUCUAGAGCUUCCACCACCGUCUCUGCUGCCGGCGUCAUAUCUCAGGCGACGGAGGGAAGACAUUUUCCUAGCUUUUUGGAAUGGCUCAAACCGAGAAGAGAGAUUUCUGACAUUCUUCGAAAGAAGUUGGAAUAGGGAGGCACGUCUUUUCACGUUGUCUGUAAGAGGGGCGCAAUUCUGUGUAUUGGGAUGAGGUGUAGCAUGCAAAAGCGCGAUUUGCGAUGCGACGUGGCUCGACGAUGCUGAUUUGUCUGUUGAUGGGCCGUCUUU
This is a messenger RNA of Ceraceosorus guamensis, 5062 nucleotides long. RefSeq lists its product as hypothetical. The transcript is spliced from 13 exons. Lineage: Eukaryota; Fungi; Basidiomycota; Exobasidiomycetes; Ceraceosorales; Ceraceosoraceae. The coding region runs from base 77 to 4927 and encodes 1616 amino acids. The record is from RefSeq and is a predicted model, not a curated record.